AUGAGAAAGGAAACCAGACAGCUCAGAGAGGAGCACUCCAGUACUGCAUCUCAGAGACCUGAGCCAGGAGUUGACCCAACAGAUUCGUUUGGUGACACUUCAAGUGACUCCGACCAGAAGGAAGGAACCAUGGCUAAUGCACGAACAUUAAGGGAGUUGGCUGCCCCUAAUUUAAAUCAGCAGGCUCUAUGCAUUACCUUCCACACCUUAAAUGAUAACACUCCAUUUGAACUAAAAUCUGGUCUGAUUCAGCUUUUACCCUUUUUUCAUGGUUUACCAGGUGAAGAGCCGUAUAAGCAUCUGCAGGAAUUUGAUGUCGUAUGCAACAGUAUGAAGCCCCCGGGAAUCUCAGAAGAGCAAAUAAAAAUGCGGGCAUUCCCUUUCUCAUUGAAAGACUCUGCAAAUGACUGGUUAUACUACCUGCCACCAGGCAGCAUUACCACUUGGGAUCAGUUGCAGAGAAAAUAUCUAGAGAAAUAUUUUCUUGCAUUCAGGGCUGCAAAUCUAAGGAAAGAAAUUUGCGGGAUUAAGCAGUACCCAGGGGAGUCGCUCUAUGAGUACUGCGAGCGAUUCAAGAAGUUGUGCCAUAAGUGCCCCCAGCACCAGAUAAGCGAGCAAUUGCUCAUACAGUAUUUUUAUGAGAGGCUCCUUUUCAGAGACAGGAGCAUAAUUGAUACUGCAAGUGGAGGGGCACUGGUGAACAAAACCCCUCGGGAAGCAAGGGAGUUAAUAGAGGGGAUGGCAGAGAAUUCACAACAAUUCGGUACGAGGGAGGAUGUCCCAAUACGCAAGGUGAAUGAGGUAGAGACAUCCUCUAUCCAGCAGCAGCUAACUGAGUUGACCUCGUUUGUUAGGCAACUGGCUGUAGGAAAUGCAUCUCAGGCCAAGGCGUGCGGGACUUGCCCUGGUAUGGGUCAUUCAACAGAUAUGUGCCCAAUGAUUCAAGAAGAAAAUUUGGAGCAAGUGAACAUGGCUGGUUACGCGCCCGCGCCAAGGAAUCAAUAUGACCCAUAUUCGAACACCUACAAUCCUGGUUGGAGGGACCACCCCAACCUCAGUUAUGGAGGGACCAAGCAGUCCAAUUUCGUAACAAAUAAGCCACCAGGGUACCAGCAGCAAUACCAACCCCGACCACCUCCGUCCCCGAGUUCUGGUCCAUCUUUGGAGGAGAUGAUGAAACAGAUGAUGGCAACCAUUACACAAAAUCAGCAAAGGAUGAAAGCAACCAUUACGGAAAAUCAGCAAAGGACGGACUCCGAAAUGCAGGCAAUAAGAAAUUAG
Coffea arabica (coffee) is the source of this 1281-nucleotide messenger RNA. RefSeq lists its product as uncharacterized. The record is from RefSeq and is a predicted model, not a curated record. Lineage: Eukaryota; Viridiplantae; Streptophyta; Magnoliopsida; Gentianales; Rubiaceae.